Molecule: messenger RNA, 6601 nt
Organism: Gadus chalcogrammus (walleye pollock)
Lineage: Eukaryota; Metazoa; Chordata; Actinopteri; Gadiformes; Gadidae
Gene: bcl11aa
Product: BCL11 transcription factor A a
Exons: 4
Coding region: 145-2958 (937 amino acids)
Biological process (GO): regulation of transcription by RNA polymerase II; negative regulation of dendrite development
Cellular component (GO): nucleus
Molecular function (GO): DNA-binding transcription factor activity; RNA polymerase II cis-regulatory region sequence-specific DNA binding
Source: RefSeq, a predicted model, not a curated record
CGUCUUCGCCGCGCCAUCUUUGUAUUAUUUCUAAUUUAUUUUGAUUGUCAAAGGCAUUUAUGAAGAUUUUUUUUUCCACUGGAGUCUCCUUUCUAACCCGGCUCUCCCGAUGUGAUCCGCGCUGAACGCCGCCACCACACCACCAUGUCUCGCCGCAAGCAAGGCAAGCCCCAGCACUUGAGCAAACGGGAUUUUUCGCCCGAGCCCCUCUCCGUCGCCCUCACUGCCGCCACUCUCCUCCCGUCGGAGGACCUCUCGGAACACAGCUCCUCCUCCUCCACCACCUCCUCCUCCGUCUCCUCCUCCUCCUCCCCGGAGCAGGACCUGCUGACAUGCGGCCAGUGCCAGGCCACCUUCCCCCUGGCCGACAUCUUGCUCUUUAUCGAGCACAAGCGCAAGCGAUGCCACGGCCCUCCCUGCCUGCCCCGGGACGCCGUUGGCGGGCGCGGCCUGGACAAGCCCCCCUCGCCCUCGCCCGGCCUGGCCCUGACGCCCACCCCUGCGCUGGGCCUGGGGGCGCUGGGCCUAGGGGCCCUGGGGCUGGGGGCCCUAAGGGCUCAGCAUCAGCACCUCCGACGGAGGCCCGUGGAGGUGGGGGUCCAGGCCACUCUGGCUGAGGAGGACUGCGAGAGCAACCGGCUGCCCUCCUCUUCGUCGUCGCCCCGUGGGAUCUUUCCCAAGCAGGAGCACCCUGUCCCAGGUAAGGAGGAGCCGACCACCUACACCUGCACCACCUGCAAGCAGUGCUACGGCAGCGCCUGGUUCCUGCUGCAGCACGCCCAGAACACGCACGGCUUCUGCAUCUACCUUGAGAGCGAACACGGCAGCCCCCUCACCCCGCGCAUGGGCCGGCCGUCCUCCCUGGGCGGGGGCGCCGACUGCCCCUCCCAGCCGCCCCUCCACGGCCUCCACCUGCCCCCCGACGCCAGCCCCUUCAACCUCCUCCGCAUCCCCGGAUCCGGCUCCGGCGGCCGAGAUAGCACGGGCGGGGGAGGAAGCAACAGCGGCCCGAUGGGGGGCGUGGGACUCGGGGGCCAUCAUCAGCGCUUCCCUCCGACGCCGCCUCUCUUCAGCCCGCCUCCGCGGAACCACCUGGACCACCACCUGAGUCCCGAGGAGCUGGCGCUUGCAGCCCACCACCCGAGUGCCUUUGACAGGGUGCUGCGCCUCAACCCUCCUCUGGGCCUGGACCCUCCUCCGCCCAUGGACUUCUCGCGACGGCUGCGAGAGCUGGCCGGCAACAACUCAGUGUCCACCCCGCCGCUGUCCCCGAGCAGACCCAGUCCCAUGCAGAGGCUGCUCCAGCCAUUCCAGACAGGAGGGCAAGCCGGAGCUCUGGGGGGUACCGGAGGUAGCAAACCUCCCUACCUCUCCACUCCGCCUCCUCUCCCAGGCUCCAUGCAGUCCCCCUCAGGCUCUCAGACCACCCCGACCACCCCCCUCCCAUCGGCCGGCGCUCCGCCCUCCUCCACCACUCCGUUGAAGACAAAGUCGUGCGAGUUCUGUGGCAAGGCCUUCAAGUUCCAGAGCAAUCUCAUCGUCCAUCGCCGCAGCCACACAGGAGAGAAACCCUACAAAUGCCACCUGUGUGACCAUGCCUGUACACAGGCUAGCAAGCUGAAACGCCACAUGAAGACACACAUGCACAAGUCGUCUUCGCCCAACGCAGGGAAGUCAGAGGACGGGCUUUCGGUGGCCUCCUCCCCUGAGCCUGGCACCAGUGAGCAUCUGGGCAGCGCCAGCAAUGCCCUGAAGUCCGUGGUGGCCAAGCUGAAGAGCGAGAACCGCUUGCUCCACCAGAACGGGGACGACGAGGAAGAGGAAGAGGAGGAGGAGGAGGAGGAAGAAGAGGAGGAGGAGGAAGAAGAAGAAGAGGAGGAGGAGAUUGAGGAAGAGGACCAGAACGGAGAGAGGGUGGUACAGCAGAAUAACAACAACAAUAACAACAACAGCUACCACUUCAGCCUGAACUUAGAGGCGGCCCGCCAUCAUGAGAACAACGGCAGCAUCGGUGGUCGGCUGGGAGGUGGAGCGGACGAGGGGUCGAUCCCGCGCUCCCUGCCGGAGGUGAUGCAGGGGAUGGGGCUGGCAGCCAGCAUGCAUCAAUUCAGUGAAGCCCUCAAUGCGCACAAGCGCAACGCCAUGGCCCAGGAGAAUCACGUCCACCAUCACCUCGCCCGUGACCAUCGCAACCGCAGGAUGUGCGACGAGGACUCGGCCGUGGAAUCAGGCCGGGCCGAAGAGGGCUGCAUCUCAGCCAUCAACGGACGGGGGACCUCCCCCAACGAGGCCGCCUCCGUGGGACUCUCAAAGAAGCUGCUUUUGGGAAGCCACAGUCCUCUCAGUCCCUUCACCAAACGCAUCAAACUGGAAAAGGAGUUUGACCUGCCCACGCCCACCAUCCCUAACACGGAGAACGUCUACUCCCAGUGGCUGGCCGGCUAUGCGGCCUCCAGACAACUCAAGGACCCCUUUCUGAACUUUGGGGAUUCCAGACAAUCGCCAUUCGCCUCUUGCUCUGAGCACUCUUCAGAGAACGGCAGCCUUCGCUUCUCGACCCCCCCGGGGGAGUUGGAUGGCGGGGUGUCGGGCCGCAGCGGUACGGGGAGCGGGGGCAGCACUCCCCACCUUGGGGGUCCCGGCCGGCCCAGCUCCAAGGACGGCCGCAGGAGUGAUACGUGCGAGUACUGCGGCAAGGUGUUCAAAAACUGCAGCAACCUGACGGUGCACCGGCGCAGCCACACGGGCGAGCGUCCCUAUAAGUGUGAAUUGUGCAACUAUGCGUGCGCUCAGAGCUCUAAGCUGACACGCCACAUGAAGACCCACGGACAGGUGGGCAAGGACGUGUACAAGUGUGACAUUUGUCAGAUGCCCUUCAGCGUCUACAGCACCUUGGAGAAACACAUGAAAAAAUGGCACAGUGAUCGACCCAUGAGUACCGAAAUUAAGUCUGAAUAGUAUGGCUAUAAUGUUGGACUAGCGCCUCUCCCCCGAGACAUCUCCGCUACCAGUCUGGUUUACCCCCUACCAUAGUCUCUUGUAGAUUUGCCCUCAACCCCCAAGCACUAACUCAUCUCUUUUGCCAGUCUGGUGGAAGCUUAACACCACCAGCACACUCCCUUUCCAUUACCCAUUGAAUGCAUGAUUUGUAUCGGGGCAAUACUAUUGCAUUGACGCAAAACUUUGAGCCUUUCUCUUGUGCAAUAAUUUACAUGUUGUGUACAAUUUUUUCCUGUUUGAGUUUGCCUUUUUCCAUUUUUAAGAAUUAGUCAGCAUGCAUAGUAUGUUUUUGCUAAUCAAAAAAGAUAAAAAGAAAAUGAAAACAAAUUUGUCCCUGGUUAGUUAGUAGUUGAGUAAAUGUGUUGCUGUUUUCUCUUGUUCUGUUUUCUUUCUUUUUGUUUUUUAAAAGGAGAAAAGACAAGAAAGAUACAACCAUGCUGCAUACAUUCUGUAACACAUAUCAUGUACAGUUUUGUGUUGUAACAUGGACAAUUCACAGUCUUUGACUUGACCCUCUUAUGUAAAACCUGGAAAUGCACUUAAUCUGAUCUUUCUAAAAGAUGCCAUGUCCACACAGGGUUUAAGAAAAAAAAAAAGAUUGGCUUGAUUACUAAACCACUAGCAAAGACAGCCUUAAAAGUCUUUUAAAAAAAAGUCAAGGAUGGGCUGUAAGCUAAAUUUGUACUAUCAUUUGGUUAAAAAAAGGAGUGCCUUUCAUUCAACAAGACUGCGUUAUUGGCCAUACUAUUUUCUGUGCUAAACACGAGGUCACACCAGGUACUGCUAGAGGGAUUUAGCCACCCAAGAAAGGUUCUUGCAUCAAGCACCUGACUGCUCAAACAGAGUGUGACAAACUAGAGUAAGAUCAGAAAAGUAUUGUUAUUCAUCAUUUAGCUACCUAUACAUGUUCUAUAGUAUCUUUAAUAUGUGGAAUUCAUGGCAAGCAUGGUACAAGCAGUAUUGUGUAUAUCUGAAUUAUUUGUAAUUUUGUUCUUGGUAUUUAGAUACUAUGGGGGGGAAAGGUACUUGUCACGUACAAUCCUGAACUUGAGGGAUGCGGCGCAUGGCUCGGAAGCGUUGUAUCGCGUUAGCACAAAGACGCACAGCGCUGCUUUGGAUAUGUCAGUGUGUGGAACAAUGCAUAAAGUUUAAUAUGAGCUCCAAUUGCGUUAGACUACAUUAGGGGGCAUUGGUUUACUACAAGCUAGACAGACAGAAAGCUACACCAAACUGGAAGCUACACGUUAGGAGGAACUGAGGCAAUCGUGUUCACUUUAUUGUUUUUUAAAACAGGGUGUUUGUAACAAGGAAAGAAAGAAAGAAAAAAAGAAAGAACUGCAAAAAAAAAAAAUGGCCGCUGUGUUCUCUAGGGCUUUCGGGGCUACAUAACAAUGAAUAAAGUUUGAUACAUUGGAAUGCAUAGGCUAAUACAGGGCAGAUUUGUCUUUGUUUGCUGUUGUUAAGAAUGCAAGAGACAUAUUACAUUUCCUUCCUUGAAUUUAAUUUAAAUGCUGGUACGUAGAUCUAAUCUAAAUUCUGGGACAUUUCAAAAAACUUGAAAGUUGCACUUUUCCCAAGUUUACAGGUUUAUGCUCAAGGGAAAAUGCUGUUGGUGGACGUGGCUCCCAUUGUCAAACAACUGUAAAGACAUAUAAUCAGACAUCCAGCUCUCCAGCUCCCUGACCUAUGCCCUAUGUAUCCACACUUUGUUCACAUUUAACCCUUUGCCAUGCUGUUAGAGCAACCUAUAGUGUUAGCACUCUAAAAGGACAAACUUAAAAGUAACCAAUUGGUUUGCCAUCCAGUUCUAUGAAAUACAGGGUUUACAUUUGGUCCAAAAUAGACCACAAUUCUACAGGACUAGCAAUAUUGCUUGAUCCGAGAUUUAACUCUGCUGCCAAUUCACCUUGUUGUUAAGACCAUUUAUUGUUGUCUUGUCAUUAUCCAAACAUGGAUAGGGAAUCUAUAGAUAUUGGGGCCAGAUGGCAAAAGUUGUUAUUUAAUUUUGUAAAAUAUAAUGAUUUGUUUGGAUCAUUUUUUUCUUUCUUUUUUUUUAAUAACACUUUGUUUCCUCAUGGUAACCAUGGUAACCAGUGUUCAUGUUUGGAGUCAACUCACAAUGUUCAAGAAUCUGAUCACAGUAUAUUCAAAAUGGUACAAAAAAAUGAAGAGAGAAAAGAUAUCCGUGGUGUUUUGUAUUUUCUUUUUGCCUUGGCUCUUCACAGCUCUUCAGGUUGAAAUACAAUUUGCAUUGGGGAAAGGAUUGAGAUAAUAUAUGACUAUAUAAUAAAGAACUUUAAAAUAUAGGAAAAUGCACACAUGUCAAUUCCUAUGCUUAAACACAUUUAUGGUCUACUUUCUCUGUAUUUCUAGAAUUGUAUUUGAAUUCAAUGUUCACUUAGAGUAGGCACUAUAGUAUUUAUAUUGAGGCUUGUAUUUUUAACUGUUGCUCGUUCUCUCUGAAGGUAUUUACCUUUUUUGGUAGUGGAAAAAAAUCCCCAAGCUGCCGCGGUAUAUUUUUUUAAUUUGGCAGGAUAAUAUAGUGAGAAUUAUUUGUAUGAUGUUUAAAGAAAUAAAUUGGGGGGUUGGCAGGUGGGGGGUAAAGACAAUUUAAAACAGCAGCUCCAACGUCCUGGGCCAUAAAAUGGCCGAUGCACUACUUCCUGUAUGCGGUGGUGGUUGUACAUAUCUUCUUUAUUGUGUUCAUUAUUUUUUUCUUAAUUGUGUCUUUUUUUAUUUAAAUUGUUAUUAUUUUGGGUUGGACCUCCCCUAGCUCCUCGAUCCUAACUACCUUUUGCUGCCAUAUUGUAUUGCAGUAAUGCAAGCUGACAUCGGCCUGUUCUGUUGUGUGCUAUUGUCUCUCUCAUUUUCUCCCUCCUGACUACAUUCCAACGUUUAAAAGAAAAUAGAGAGGGAGACAAAAAAAGACUUCAUGCGCAGUACAUGGAUUAUGAAAAAACGAGAAAUGCAUCAAUAAAUGCAUUCGAAAAAAAGUCAUCCCUGAAACCAGUUUGUCUUUUGCAGUAUUUUUUUUUCAUUGCCAAAUACUAAAUGGUGCUUUAUAUCUAGAUUGGAAAUACUUUAAUAUGCAAAGCAUAUUCAAAAUACAAAACUAAAAAAACUGACAACCUUGGUUGGUGGGGGAGCUCACUCGAGAUGAGGCUUUUUUUGUAAAUGGCAAUGCAGAAUAUUUUGUUAUCAGCCUUUUUCUAUUCCUGUUCCGAGAGCGGUUUGUUGUUACUUGAACUUGAACCUAUCUUCUACCAUGGGAGUGACUAUUUAUUGUUAUGUAAGCCCUGUUCUAAACAGAACAGAUCCUUCUCUUUUUAGUUUUGAUUAUUAUAUAAUUUGUAACAUUUCUGUUGAUUAUUUUCUCUUUAUUAUUAUUGUGGCCAAAGGCCACUGAAACACCUAGCUUCUUUUUUCUGAGGGGAGGGUCUCUGUUUGGUUGUAUUGGGAAAAACGACUGUCAGUAUUUUCUGGCAGAUGUCUGCAUAAUCCUGUUCACACACCCAUUUUGUCCCUUUAUCGGAAAUCAAUUAAUAAAAAAAAACCUCAAAGCGUACCCCCGCUUGUCGCGUGUCUUGUGCUUGCGUGGUAA